AUGGUGGUGCUCGCCGCACAAGCGGUGGAAGACACAGAUAUCGUCCAGCUCGAAGCGCGAGGGGAGCUCUUUCUGGACCUGGAAGUGGCGGAGUCCCAUCCUUGGAGUGCGCAAUGCGCGCUUGACAGAUAUGAGAAGUGCAAGAUCACAACGGCCGGCCACUACCACAGGAUACUGCCCCGGGCUUCAGCUGCCGAGGAGAAGAUCCGCGAGAUCAACGACGCCUACGAAACUCUGAGCAAUCCGUUCAAGCGAUCGCAGUAUGACAACAUGCUCAUCGCCUUGGAGCGGAAGGCCAAAGGCUUUCGCCUUGACACCACGAUGAUCAAGCCUCGAAUGUCCAUCCCCAAGGAGUUCAUGCUGUCCCCUCUUGGCUACCCAGACAAGUUUGUCCGGGUGGUGGGCUUGUCCCUCUUCGUGCAGGGAAGAGCUGAUGCUAAAGCGGAGUUCUACGACUUCUUCAAGGAGGCAAAGUUCUCCCUCUGGUGGCUCCCCGAAGUGAACAACAUGUGCCGCAUCCGACCGCAGGCAACUGCGGGAGUCGGCCAAGAUGGAGGACUUAACUUCAACUUCGCCCUAUCCCGGCAGAUCCAGGUUUCAGAGGUCAUUCUGAGCCCUGGGCAGAUGGCGGAAAGUGCCCAUUUCAUUGCCGUCGCCAGCGACGUCUUCAAGGGUGCCUUUCGCUUCGAGUGCUAUGCCUACCCGGGACACUACCUGGCCUUCUUCCCGCCCACACACUUACGCGUGGUUGGUGGAACAGUCGACGAGAAGACGGCCAUCGACUUCAUGCUUGUUGACUACGCCAAGAUGUUUCAGUACAUCACCGUGGAGGAGGUCCUCACUCCCGCGGCGACGAACCUAGGGGCGAAGACGGACUUCGCCCACGCCUUGGAGCUGCAAGAGGUCGCCAGGGCAGUCUGUCGAAUUCAGAGGGCGGAAAAUUAUUGA
This is a messenger RNA of Symbiodinium natans, 948 nucleotides long. The record is from the annotation of a GenBank genome assembly. NCBI's taxonomy places the organism in Eukaryota, Dinophyceae, Suessiales, Symbiodiniaceae.